CUCGAACCAUAGCCACACCCGAACACUUUCCACACCUACGACGUAAUAGGGAGAUAUGGGGGGUUGGGCUAUAGCCGUGCACGGUGGCGCCGGCGUCGAUCCUAAUCUCCCAGCCCAUUGUCAAGAUAAAGCCAAGCAACUUCUCACUCGCUGUCUCCAACUCGGUAUCUCUGCUCUUAAGUCCAAUCUUCCUGCCAUCGAUGUCGUUGAACUUGUCGUGAGAGAACUGGAAACAGAUCCGCUGUUCAACUCGGGACAUGGAUCUGCGCUGACAGAAAAAGGGACGGUGGAAAUGGAGGCAAGCAUCAUGGAAGGUACAAAAAGACGAUGCGGUGCCGUCUCAGGCCUUACCACCGUCAAGAACCCGAUAUCGCUGGCCCGCUUGGUGAUGGACAAAUCCCCUCAUUCAUACCUCGCUUUCUACGGCGCUGAAGAAUUCGCCAGGCAGCAGGGUGUGGAAACAGUGGACAACGAAUACUUCAUCACACCUGAAAAUGUUGGUAUGCUGAAGCUGGCAAAGGAAGCGAAUGCUAUUCUGUUUGAUUACAGGAUCCCAGCCGGAAGCGAAACGUGCGGUGCAGGGGUAGAGAAACCACUGCAGAUGAAUGGACUGCCCAUCAGCAUAUACGCGCCGGAGACGGUGGGGUGCGUGGUGGUGGACAGCGAGGGGAGGUGUGCGGCGGGGACGUCAACGGGAGGGUUGAUGAACAAAAUGACCGGAAGGAUCGGAGACUCGCCGUUAAUCGGCGCCGGGACCUACGCGUGUGACGUGUGCGGGGUAUCGUGCACCGGGGAGGGGGAGGCCAUCAUAAGGGGGACACUGGCGCGUGAGGUGGCGGCGGUGAUGGAGUACAAAGGGCUGAAACUUCAGGAAGCAGUGGACAUGGUAAUCAAGGAAAGGCUUGACGAAGGGAUGGCUGGGUUGAUCGCAGUGUCCAAGAGUGGUGAAGUUGCCUAUGGCUUCAAUUGUAAUGGCAUGUUCAGGGGCUGCGCCACUCAGGAAGGUUUCAUGGAAGUUGGAAUCUGGGAAUAGAUUGUGCAACGUCACUGUUUGUACUUUUACUUUUCCCCUCUGCGUUGCUCUGCAUGUCUUAUCUUUUAUUCCAACCAGGGUCCUCUGGCUAGCAUUUUGUUCUCUGUAACUCCACAAUAUAAUGCUCAAAUAAAUAAUAGUUGUUUGUUCCUUCAAA
Prosopis cineraria is the source of this 1190-nucleotide messenger RNA. Its product is annotated as probable isoaspartyl peptidase/L-asparaginase 2. The transcript has 4 exons. Gene Ontology annotation, molecular function: hydrolase activity. The record is from RefSeq and is a predicted model, not a curated record. Lineage: Eukaryota; Viridiplantae; Streptophyta; Magnoliopsida; Fabales; Fabaceae. Bases 56 to 1033 code for a protein of 325 amino acids.